Messenger RNA from Neoarthrinium moseri, 711 nucleotides. RefSeq lists its product as uncharacterized. The transcript is spliced from 2 exons. The record is from RefSeq and is a predicted model, not a curated record. Bases 1 to 711 code for a protein of 236 amino acids. Gene Ontology annotation, molecular function: protein binding. Lineage: Eukaryota; Fungi; Ascomycota; Sordariomycetes; Amphisphaeriales; Apiosporaceae. Gene Ontology annotation, biological process: post-translational protein targeting to endoplasmic reticulum membrane.
AUGGCAAACAGCAGCAGCGUUAACAGUCAACCCGUGUCGACUCUCUACUCCUCCUACCCCUUCCCGACCUUCACCGCCCGCGACCUCGCCAACAUGACCGAGGUGACGUUCGCCAAGAGCUUCCUGGGCGCCCUCGACGCCCGCCCCGUCAAGCUGUCCCCCGACCAUGUCGAGGAUCCCAAGAACCACCCCGCCAGGAGCGCCUACAUCCUCCCCCGCAUGCCGCGCACCAUGUCGAAACCCUCCUCGCAAAAGACGGCGCCGGGCUCGGAGCGCUCACUGACGGUGACGCUGAAGUCGCUGCGCAACCCGCCGCUCGACAUCAAGCUGAGCUCGCAGUCGCUCAACACGUCGGUGCUGGACCUUAAGGGCGCCGUGGUGGAGCAGACGGGCAUCGCGCUCGACAAGAUCAAGCUACUACACAAGAAGAAGCCCGUCGUCGACAGCAAGGUGCUGAAGGACCUGGCCGCCGACGGCGAGACCACCGUCGAGUUCAGCGUCAUGGUGCUGGGUGGGGCCGCCGCCGUGCCCAAGGCCGUGGCGCAGUCGUCAUCGUCGGAUGUCGCGCAGGGGCCCAGUGGGAACGAGGUGUUGGAGACGUCGGAGUUCUGGGACGACCUGAAGGGCUUCCUGCUGCAGCGGUUGCGGGAUGAGAAGGAUGCCGAGGUGCUAUAUGAUACAUUUCAGGCGGCGUGGAAGGCGAAGAGGUGA